Molecule: messenger RNA, 1778 nt
Organism: Oncorhynchus mykiss (rainbow trout)
Lineage: Eukaryota; Metazoa; Chordata; Actinopteri; Salmoniformes; Salmonidae
Source: RefSeq, a predicted model, not a curated record
CAGCACAUGCCCAAGGUGGCCAUCAUCUGUGGUUCUGGACUGGGAGGGCUGGCAGACUUACUGGAGAAUAGUGUAGCCUUCCCUUAUAAAGACAUCCCUCACUUCCCUCAGAGCACAGGUACAGUACACACACACAACCUUGAGGACUUCUUAUCUCUGACACUGUGUUGUGAGUCUGUAGCUUAACAUCUUCUUCACCUCACAUGACUACAUUGCAUAAUAACGUUCUAACGCCAUGUCAUCAACAUUGGUCCCAGGUGACAUCAUUAAUGAGGGAACAUGGUGAGUAGUUGGGGGGGUGGGGGGUAGCUGGGUUGUUUUCCUACUCAGACGUAAGCUCUGGGGUACAGGGCUUAAUCACCCCUCAGGGGUUAGGGGAACUGGCCCUGCCACUGAUGAGACACACAGGGAGAGGCCCACCUACUAAACACACACACCAAACUCCACCAUACUGCACACCAGGUAGACUGGUCUGUUAGUGCUUUGUCCUGCAACUUGACACCCUGUCCUCAUCUGUCUGCCUUAAUCCCAUCCCAUGUAGGGUAACAUACGUGUGUAUGUAUGUGUGUGUGUGUUUGCGUGCGCGUGUGUGUGUGCAACACCUCGUCGGAUCCAAAUCUGGCAAGGAAGUUGGUGUAUUUUAGUGUGAAUGUGCCAGUGCACCACAAGCUGCCGGUGGCACCUUAAUUGUGGAGGACAGACUCCUAGUAAUGGCUGGAACGGAAUUAUGGAAUGGUAUCAAACACAUCAAACACAUGGUUUCCAUGUUGUUGAUACCAUUCCAUUCACUCCAUUCCAGCCAUUAUUGUUAGCCGUCCUCCCCUCAGCAGCCUUCUGUGCCGUGCACGUAUUUGUGUAUCGCUCUCUUUUUCUCUCCCUCUUUCUAUCAGUGCCAGGCCAUGCUGGGAAUCUGGUGUUUGGGGAGCUGCAAGGGAAGGCCUGUGUUUGUAUGCAGGGCAGGUUCCAUUACUAUGAGGGCUACAGCAUCGCCAUGGUUAGACUGCCUCUUCCGCUCUGAAACACAAGGCAACACAUAUACAGUGACGUACCCGGUGCGUGUGUCUACUCUGCUUGGGGUGGAGACGUUGAUAGUGACCAACGCUGCAGGAGGACUGAACCCUAAGUUCAAUGUUGGUGACAUCAUGUUGAUCAGAGACCACAUCAAUAUGCCUGGCCUGGCCGGCAUCAACCCUCUGAGGGGACACAACGAUGACAGGUUUGGUGUGCGGUUCCCCUGCAUGUCGGAUGCGUAUGAUGCAGACCUGGGCCGUUUGGCUCGAGAGGUGGCGGAGGAGCAGGGCUGUUCCUCUUUCCUCCAACAGGGGGUGUACUGCAAUGUGGGCGGCCCCGCUUUCGAGACAGUGGCAGAGAGCAAGAUACUGCUGAGCCUGGGGGCAGACGCUGUGGGUAUGAGUACAGUGCCAGAAGUGAUUGUGGCUCGUCACUGUGGUCUGCGUGUGUUUGGCCUGUCUCUCAUCACCAACCGCGUGGCGUCAGAGUAUGGCAGCCAGGACCGCGCUAACCAUGAGGAGGUGCUGGAAAUCACCCAGCGACGCACACAGGACCUGCAGAAACUCAUCAUCAACCUCCUGGCCCGAAUAUAGAUACACACACUAUCUGAUAGUGAUGUUCAAUUUCUUAUUGAUUUAUUUCACCUUUAUUUAACCAGGUAGGUUAGUUGAGAACAAGUUCUAAUUUAAAACUGCAACCUGGCCAAGAAACAUGGAAUAAACAAACAUACAGUCAAUAAUACAGUAGAAAAAGUCUAUAUACAGUGG